AUGCUCGCCGAGGCUGCUCAUCCGUGGGUCGCUGCCAAGGUCGCUGCGAGUAUGCCGAAUGCACCCACGGCAGCUCGCAUGGCGCAUGCUGCAAGUGUCUCAGGGCCCGCCAGCUCACUCUUCGUCGUCGGCAACCCUGCACACAACGAGUUCGAGAGCACGCCGCCCAAUGAGGGCGCUGUCGAUGGCGAUGUGCUGCGCUUGGACCGCACGCACGACAGCUUAGAUGAUCUCUCCGCCAAAGUGCUGGACGCGAUUCGGUGGGCGGUGGUGCACUGGCGAUUUGACUAUCUCUUCAAAGCGGAUGAUGACACGUAC
Messenger RNA from Emiliania huxleyi CCMP1516, 318 nucleotides. RefSeq lists its product as hypothetical. The transcript has 2 exons. Gene Ontology annotation, molecular function: hexosyltransferase activity. Gene Ontology annotation, cellular component: membrane. The annotation marks the transcript as partial. The record is from RefSeq and is a predicted model, not a curated record. Lineage: Eukaryota; Haptophyta; Isochrysidales; Noelaerhabdaceae.